This is a messenger RNA of Amoebophrya sp. A25, 1089 nucleotides long. Lineage: Eukaryota; Dinophyceae; Syndiniales; Amoebophryaceae. The record is from the annotation of a GenBank genome assembly.
AUGGACGUCACAAAGGAGAGGAUCUACUGCGCUGAGCAGAUCAAGGUGCCGGCAGAGCUACCGAACAUUAUGAAGGGUAUUAAGAACUUGAUCUUCUCCGUAACUAUUUACUUCCUAUCAUGAACUUACUACUUACACAACAUUUUUAGCAUUACUUACAUUCUUUAGGGAUUAUUUUAUUACUCAUAACCAGAGGAUCCAUUUCAUCCUUGAAAACUUCCAGAUUACACCAAGGAGUUGCUAAAAAACAACCCCGUUGAAGGGAUGCAAGAGGGGGACGCGUCCAAACGCCUCAUCUACGAAUGGAGUCUCAAGUACGACUAUGUUGCUACAAUGUUUAAUAUGUUUGUUCCUAUGUUGCUACAAUGUUUAUGUUUGUUCUAGUCUCGUUGUAGAUGAACCUGCUACAACGAACAUCAUCUGCAUCUUUAUAUCUAACAUCUUUUCUAUUUCUUUCAAGUUGUCUUUCUAAUCUACUUACUUACAUCUUAAAAGAUUAGGCAAACAAAUUCCAGAUACUUCAAGAAAAAACUGGGAGAAAAACCUGUGGUUCCUUAGAUGUGGAGACGAGGAAGAGGUGUGGAGACGAGGCGUCUCUCAGGAAGAAGGGUGGAGACGAGGUGGAGACGAGGAAGAGGUGGAGACGAGGAAGAGGUGGAGACGAGGAAGAGGUGGAGACGAGGAAGAGGUGGAGACGAGGAAGAACAUCCCAGAGCAUCGAGGCGUCUUUCAGGAAGAAGACGUUGAGGCGAAUGCUCUGUGAUCAUGUCCAGCACUUGUUCGCAUUUUGUCUGCGAGAGCUCUCAACCAAGAGGUAAGGAGAUCAAGAUUUAUCAAGGAUAUCAAACAAGAAGAUGAACUAUUCUUGAUGUUCAACAGGAAUACGCAACAAGACAGAGUUGUAUUAUUCACGAACUACUCAAGAACAAGAAUAACAAAGAUUGAACUAGUACUCAAGAAUAACACCACGUUGUUGAUGAAUGCGACCAAUGAUGAUGAGCGACUCUGUUAUUCUACCGACAGGUGAACCGCUCAGGCUGACAGCCACGCUUCAGAUGAAAAGGAUGACAUCACUUGACAAGAAUUGAG